Molecule: messenger RNA, 3634 nt
Organism: Engraulis encrasicolus (European anchovy)
Lineage: Eukaryota; Metazoa; Chordata; Actinopteri; Clupeiformes; Engraulidae
Gene: iyd
Product: iodotyrosine deiodinase
Exons: 5
Coding region: 330-1244 (304 amino acids)
Cellular component (GO): plasma membrane
Molecular function (GO): oxidoreductase activity
Source: RefSeq, a predicted model, not a curated record
GAGAGGCGAGUAAGUUCAUGGGCAACUGUAGGCCAAUUGCUCUGUUGACCUUAUUUCACUGUUUUACUGUUUACAGUACACGUGUAAAGUUGUUAUCUAGUAAACCUGUUUAUCUUUGGAUGCAAUCCAGUCGCCAAUGUCUACAGUCGAUUUCCGAAGUUUGAUAAUUAACUGAGGAGGAGGGGAGUUCCCAUGCACUCCCUUCGCCUCGCAAAGUCCAAUCUUAGUUGUCUCUUGCAACCCGCCCUCCUGGUAUCUUUGGAAAGUGUUCCCUGCAGAAGUUUCUACAAACUGAGAGUAAUCUAUCCUCAGAUUCCUCACCACAAGACAUGGCGCUCAUCUCGCCUCUGACGCCGAUUUUUGUGGCUGUGCUAUGCGUGGUGAUCGCUCUCAUUUUCCGAAGCCUGCAGAACAGCGAGAACACUUCAGGUCCAAUCCCCGCCGGCGGUGGCGGCAGCAGCUCCAGCCAAGCCCCGAGACAAGAAGCCAGGCCGUGGGUGGACGAAGACCUGCAGGACGAUACGGAAAUCAGCACCAGAGACAACGAUGAUGACGAGUGGGUGGAUGGGGGAGAGGAGGAGGAGCUGGCUCACGUCCCCUACUCCCCGGGCCGCUACUCUGAGGAGGAGAUGCUCCAGCGCUCUCAGCAGCUCUACUCGCUCCUCAACCAGCGGCGCUCCGUACGCUUCAUCAGCCCAGAGCCCGUCCCGCGCGCAGUCAUAGACAACAUCAUACUCACCGCAGGCACAGCCCCCAGUGGUGCGCACACGGAGCCCUGGACGUUCGUGGUGGUGUCUGACGCGGAGACGAAGCACAAGAUCCGUCUGAUCGUGGAGGAGGAGGAGGAGAUCAACUACCGGCAGAGGAUGGGGGACAAGUGGGUCAAGGAUCUGGAGAGGCUCAGGACUAACUGGGUGAAGGAGUAUCUGGACGUGGCCCCCUACCUGAUCUUGAUCUUCAAGCAGGCCUACGGCAUCCUGCCCAACGGCAAGAAGAAGACGCACUACUACAACGAGAUCAGCGUCUCAAUAGCCUGCGGACUGCUGCUGGCCGCACUGCAUAACGCAGGGCUGGUGACGGUGACGUCGACGCCUCUGAACUGCGGUCCCAUGCUGAGGUCCCUCCUCCGCCGGCCGGCCAAUGAGAAGCUGCUGAUGCUGCUUCCUGUCGGCUAUGCGUCGGCAGACGCCACCGUGCCCGACCUCAAGCGCAAGCCCCUCGAUGACAUCAUAGUCCACAUUUGAUGAUGUCACACCUCAAGUGCAAGCCCCUCGAUGACAUCAUGGUCCACAUCUGAUGAUGUCACACCUCAAGUCCAAACCCCUUGAUGACAUCACAGUCCACAUUUGAUGAUGUCACACACAGAGGUGAAAAAAAACAGGUGCAGGAAGGAAAAACCCUCCCACAUUUUUUGCUCUAGCCAAAUUAAUAAACAAACCGAUCCUAAUUACCAAAGAAUCGUAUAGGGAGAAAAAGAUAUCCCAAACUCUGCCCAUCCAAUGCAAAAGCUUGUGCUCAAAUUCGGUCUCCUAAGUGGCCGUUGUCCGCUUCUUCUUCUUCUCUCUUUGUGGUGUUUGCACAAGAAGUGCGCUAUCGCCAGCUACAGCGCCAAGGGAACUUCAUUUAUUCUCAACCUCAAGACUCCAAAGGUCUCCUAACCAAAGGUCUCCUAAAGGGGCGUUCACCUGACAUCACAUGGAUACUGGAAAAAAACCGAACCUGAAAUAUCUCUCUCUCCCUGUACAAUUCUUUGCUCAUUACCACAUGCCGUAAGCUAGGUUGGUGAGCUUAGCUAACUAGUGAAAUCACCUGUGUUGAGAGCACAGGCAGAAGGAAAACCUAAGCAGAACUUUUACUCUGUACUUGUCAGUGCAGUUUUUCCACCGCUGGUCACAUGUACCCCCAAAGCUUCAUAGCGUCAUCAUAGAUUUACAAUUGGAACUCUAGAUGCCUCACGGUGGAGUCCAGAGCUUACCUCAGACAAGCUCCGUCAGAGAAUCUAUCAAGCGGAAUGAGGACCACUGUGUUUUUAAAUGGUAAAUUGUGCUUCCGUCAGAGGGGAGGAUACCACACACUCUUGUUCAUCAUACUGAAUUUUAUUAAACAAACAAUGCUUCUGUCAGUGGUGCUAUUCUUAAGACAGAGUACGGCCACACUGGCCGAAACAUCGUUUGCAACGCAGUCUCACCCCAAGUAGUCAAUUUCUGACUACCUUGGACCAGACGGCAAUUUUUGACGUCUUGGGUAUUCCUUCCACGUCACAUUUUGACUAUGUGGCCUAACCCUAAACCUAUUCCUAAACCUAACCUCAAUGACGUUAUGCUGCCACAAGGGGGCGCCUUUGAGGACAUAGUCAAAAUGUGACGUGGAAGGAAUACCCAAGACGUCAAAAAUUGCAGUCUUGGGGUGUCAAAAAUUGAGUGGUCAAAAAUUGACUACUUGGGGUGAGACUGUGUAGUCGUUUGUCUUAUCAAAUUCAGCAUCAUGAUGGACAAGAGUGUGCGUGUGCGGUAUCUUCCCCUCUGAAGUGAACAAGUACCCGCUAUCUGCACUUCUGGUGUACGUUGGCUUUCUCCUCCAAAAAUGUUGCCAUUUGUUCAAGAAUUCUGAUGCCAAUACAUCUUAAAAAAACAUCUAAUCCUACAAAUCUUAUUAGGAAACCACCUUCAUAAUAAUAUAAUAAGUAGAUAUUUCUAAACAAAGUGUUUCAGUGUUCAGUGUUACUGUAAGAUGACAGCCAUGUACAGAUGUUCAACUCUGGUGAGGUAUCUAGUUGUCUGCAUGUGAAUCAUGGUCAUGGGCCUCAAGUCAUGGGCCUCAUCUGAUGGCAUAAUUUAUAGCCUGUAUGAUGGCAGCAUAGUCUACAUCUGACAUUGUGACAUUACAUCAGAGCAACUUUUUAAAAGCACUUUUGUCAUAUACCCCAUUUCUAUGUUUUAUUUCUGUUUUUAUUUGUUUGUAUUUGUUUGUAUUUCUACAGAGAGAGAGAGAGAGAGAGAGCUCAAUUGACCAAUUGACACGACAUUUUAAGUUGAAAUUAAGACCUGGUGUAUGCUCACACCACAGGCAUUGGGAGUGUCACUUUGACUGUCCAAUUUUGUUACCAGACAAAUUACUGGAAGACACUGACACUAUUGUAUUAGUUUGAGAUUGAAACUUUCAAGCAAAGGGGAUAUUGUGAGCAUAAAACUCUAAAGAAGGUGAGGUCUUGACAAUAUAAAUUGAAUUUGUAUUUUUUUCUGGAAUAAAUUGUUUUCAUAAUGUUUGAAAAGUCUGCAGUGGUUUGUACUCCUGUGACAAGUUGUUAAGUCUUCUGGCCCAUCAGAACGUCUUACCAGAUUUGCCCACUAGAGGGAGGCAGCACAUAGCUCCUAGCCAGACCGGAAUGGCUCCUUGUGUAGAACAAUAAUUAAGUUAAGUAAUCCUGAAGAUACAUUCGUUAGUGGGGAAAAAAGUCGUACUUGAAGACAUUUAAAUCCACAGAAGAGCAAUCAACUGGUCUAUUCCUGAAUGUAUCUUCUCCAGACUGACAAAUAUUGUCAGCCAUCUCUCGGGUGAAACAGGCUUAGUUAUGAGCACCUGUAUCAUUGACCUUGAAAAAAUUUAGAAUGAAAGUUUGACCUCAAAUUAGUUC